This is a messenger RNA of Cryptomeria japonica (Japanese cedar), 2568 nucleotides long. Its product is annotated as probable disease resistance protein At1g61300. The transcript has 3 exons. Gene Ontology annotation, biological process: defense response to fungus. Gene Ontology annotation, molecular function: protein binding; ADP binding. Lineage: Eukaryota; Viridiplantae; Streptophyta; Pinopsida; Cupressales; Cupressaceae. Bases 1 to 2568 code for a protein of 855 amino acids. The record is from RefSeq and is a predicted model, not a curated record.
AUGGGUGAACCUGGCUUCAUCACUGGAUUUGCUGGUUAUGCCAUUCGGCAGGCUUGGGAUCAGAUAAUCCAUCACAUCAACAUUGCCAUCCGAUGCAAGAAAGAGUUGGAUGCCCUCAAACUUCUGUUUCCCAGAAUUCAAGCAAUGAAUGUGGAAUUGCAGGAGUAUCGAAAAGCUUUGAACUCUGGCAAAAUGAGUACGUCACCUCACCAUCCUUUGCCCUCCACAGUCAACAGCUGGUUGAACGAAUUGAAUGUCCUUCUGGAGGAAGCAUCUGAUUUGGCCCAACACUGCACUGUACGCUCAUACUUUCAUCUCUUUUCUCGUUACAGAACGAGCAGAAAGAUCAGGCACCUCUUUGACAAUAUAGAAAAGCAUAUAGCCUCCACGCCUUCCAUUUCUUUUCUGCACCAACUGCAGCAGCAUGUCGCGAAUGGGCAAGUGCUUGAGCAGAUUAAAGAGAGAUUGGAUUAUCUUAAUCAUAGUACUUCAGCAAUGGCCAGCGCAUCUGGAGAUGUCUUUCCAUCCAUUUAUUCGGCCACUUCCAACAAGAAGUAUAUUGAGGAGGCAGUCAUUGUGGGACAGGAUUCUGAAUCAAACAGACUUAUGGAGCUGAUCGAUUCACAGCAGCACAAAAAUGUGUCUCGUUUAGGACUACUUGGGAAGGGUGGGGCCGGUAAGACUCUGUUACUCAAACGAGUCUUCAACAGCGACCAGGUACAAAGUCUCUUUCGCAAUGAUUCGAUGAUUUGGCUUACUGUUUCACAGAAUCCAUCUUUCAAUACUCUCCGAGAUGAUCUUGUGAAACAAAUAACUGUUCAAGUAAAUGAAAGAUUGGACAGUAGAGAGGAAGACCAUGUGAAAAUCUGGUUGAAUGAAUGCAUGAGAAAGCACAAAUUUGCCCUAUUUUUAGAUGAUAUUUGGGAAACAAGUGCUGCCUCGCUGUUAGAGGAGCUGUGUGUGCCUCACUCUCCACACCACAAGUCUAACAUCAUCAUUGCCACAUCCAGAAAUAGUAGUGUGCUCUCACAGUUGGGUGUCCGGCCUUCAUCACUCAUCGAAAUGCAAGAUUUGACUGAGGAUGACGGUUGGAGAUUGUUUUCUUUCUAUGCUUUUCCACACAGCGAUGGAAUUUUGCCGGUGAGCAUUGACCACGAAAUAGCGACGACUGUCUGCAAGGAGUGUGGGGGCCUUCCGUUAGCCAUCAAAGUAAUUGGGAAGGCAAUGGUAAGCGUCACUCUGUCAAAUGAAUGGGAAUUGGCGGUCAAGAAGUUGCAGAAUGAUGUUACACGCUCUCUUUAUGGCAGGUUGAGGCUAAGCUACGAUGCUUUGGCCGACGUGGCUGGCUAUGGCAUUUCCUUGCAGUUGUGCUUCCUCUGCCUUGCUGCUUUCUCAAAAGGUCAUGUCAUCUAUGCUAAUGAUGCUAUUGACUACUGGAUUGGAGAAGGGUUGGUGGCCGGGAGGGAUCCUCUUCAAAUCGGAGACACAUACGUCAUUCUGUUAGCGGAUCGAAGCCUUAUUGAACCAAUCCAGAAGGAUUAUGACGGAAAUGUAAUCUGCUUCACGGUACAUGAUGUUCUACAUGACUUAGCACAACAAAUUGCUGAGAAGGAAGAAAAAUGCUUCUUGCAGGCAAGCAAAGGCUUACAGGAGUUUCCUAUGGUCGAUUGUGCAGGACAUAUGAGAAUUUCUUUAGAAGACAACAGAUUGACUAGGGUUCCUAAAGAAUUCCAAGCUCCUUAUAUCCGCUCCUUGCUACUCUCUUCCAAUCCUUCUUUGACGGAAAUUCCAAAAGAAGUGAUUGGGACUAUGACCGCUCUCAGGGUCCUGGAUUUGUCACGGACUGCCCUCCAGUCGUUGUCAAAAAACAUAGGAUGUUUGAAGCGUUUAGUUUACCUCGGGUUAUCCUUUGUGCCACUUAAGAGACUGCCUAACUCUGUCACUGCUCUUAAAAACCUCCAAAUAUUAGAUCUUUAUCGAUCCGAUAUUAGACAACUCCCGUCGGGCAUUUCUAAGUUGACUUCUCUACAACUGUUGGACUGGAACAAGUGCAGGAGGGAUCGGCUUCCAAUUAGUGAUUUGGGCACCCUAAACAAACUGAAAAGGUUGGGGCUUCAUAAUAAUGGCGAGAUAAUUCAGAAAGGAAUGUUGGGAACCAUGAAGCAGGGGGGAUUUUCUAAGUUGGAGGUAUUUUCAGUGGUGAAGCUGAGGAAGCUGGAGCAGCUGCCAAUAGUGGAAGAAGGAGCACUGCCUUCACUUAAAACAUUGACAAUAAUGAACUGUGAGGCAUUGCAGAGGCUACCACAGUGUUAUUGGAAUUUGAAGAGUGUAGAGAAGGUAAGAGUGUAUGGUUGUUCAAAGGUUCUAUUUGUGAUGGCAGAGGAAGAAAAUUUUAUCAAGACAAAGAUUAAGGUGCAAACAAUAACAUUAUCUAUGAUAGAAACUCAAACAUCAAAAGAGCGCUACCAUGAUAUUCUUCAGCAGGGUGAACAUUUUUAUUACGGUGAAUUUUGGUGUAGUGAGAUGUUUCAGCUUUUUGCUGGCAUUAAUCGAUUUUAUUUGUUCUGA